This is a messenger RNA of Diaporthe batatas, 1557 nucleotides long. RefSeq lists its product as uncharacterized. Gene Ontology annotation, molecular function: iron ion binding; monooxygenase activity; oxidoreductase activity, acting on paired donors, with incorporation or reduction of molecular oxygen. The transcript has 3 exons. The record is from RefSeq and is a predicted model, not a curated record. The coding region runs from base 1 to 1557 and encodes 518 amino acids. Lineage: Eukaryota; Fungi; Ascomycota; Sordariomycetes; Diaporthales; Diaporthaceae.
AUGGCGGCCCUCGACUCAGUGCCUUUAACCGGAGCUAUCGCCUUGGACGUAUCGUUGCUUCUAACGGCGCUCUAUCCCAUAUGUGUUGUCAUCUAUCGCCUGUUCUUCUCGCCGUUGUCAAAGAUUCCGGGUCCUUGGUUGACCCGGAUUAGCAGCGUGCCAGAGGUCCAAGCCUUGAAGAAGCAGCGGCGCACGCAGUGGGUAAACAACCUCUUCGCGCAAUAUCCUGGUGCUGUUGCUGUUCGUACCGGCCCUAACUCGGUGUCUUUCAACCACCCCGAUGCUAUCAAAGCCAUCUAUGGCCACGGAAAAGUCGGCGAAGGCUUUGGAAAGUCAAGCUGGUACGAUGCCUUCUCAACGACGGGGGAGUCCCUCUUCUCCACACGCUCGAAAAAGCGACAUGCCACAAAGCGGCGCAUGGUAGCCCACGGCUUCAGCGCGCAGUCGCUCCAAUCAUUCGAGCCCAUCAUAGACGCCACACUGGCCAAGUUCAUGUCCAGAAUGGACCGCUUCGCCAGCACCCAGGAGCCCUUCGACAUCUACUUCUGGUUCGAGCUCUUCACGAUGGACCUGAUGGGCGAGCUCGCGCUGGGCCACAACUUCGGCGUGCUCGACGCGGGGAAGCCCGCGCGCUACUCGGCGCUCGUGGAGCAGUCGCAGAGGUUUGCGAAUCACAGCGGCCUGCUCCCGUUUGGGAAAUGGAACGUCACGGUCCUCAGCUGGGUCCCGAUCCCGAGCAUCCAGGAGCUGUACCGGGCGCGGCUGGAGUACCUGGAGUAUGCGAGACAGGCGCUGGAGAAGCGGUUCGUGGAGGACAGGCAACAAAUCCUGCCGAGUGGGAAGGCGAGGCAGGAUAUCAUGCAGCGCUUCAUCGAGGCGCGGGAUCCCGAGACGGGCAGGCAGAUGGAUUUCAAUGAGCUCAGAGCCGAAACAUCAUCUCUCAUGGUCGCCGGCGCGAGCACCGGCUCCGUAACCAUGAAUUGGAUGAUAUACUACCUGUGCAGAAACCCCUCCAUCAAAGCUCGCCUCAUCCAAUCCCUGGAGUCCCUCUUCCCAGACAACCGCACCGGCACCGAUCCCCUCCCCUUCACAACCCUCAACAGGCUUGCCCUCCUCGAACAUGCCGCCAUCGAGUGCCUCCGCCUGCACCCCCCUAUCGGGUACUCCAUGCCGCGCGACACGCCGCCCCAAGGCGCCGAGAUCUGCGGCGUGUACGUGCCAGGCGGAGUCGCGGUGGGCGUCCCCGCCGCGACCAUCGGCCGCAACACGUCCGUGUAUCCCAGCCCCGACACGUGGGAUCCGGACCAGUGGGCCGGGCGCGGGGAGGCGGACCUUGCGGCGAUGAAGACGUGCUUCCUGGGGUUCGGGCAUGGGAGCCGGCAGUGCAUUGGGAGGAACGUGGCUAUGAAUUUUGUGGCCAAGAUGGUGGGGCAGCUGUUGCUUCGGUAUGAGGUUGAGCUUGAGGAGGAGGGGCUUGUGCUUGGGACGAAAGAGUUUACGAUCUUGAAGCCGGAUCGGAAGUACAGGGUUACCUUGAAGCGGAGGAGCGUGGAGUAG